This is a messenger RNA of Rotaria sp. Silwood2, 2277 nucleotides long. The record is from the annotation of a GenBank genome assembly. Lineage: Eukaryota; Metazoa; Rotifera; Eurotatoria; Philodinida; Philodinidae.
AUGAUGAAAUCGCUCACUACAGUUUUCACACCGCGUUUUCCAACAUAUAUUUGUCGAUUUCAUCGUCUACAAACUCGAUCGUUUUCGAUUUCGCUUAGUCUUAAUAAAUCUUGGCAAAAAAUUCAACAAAAAUACAUGGCUGAACCAGAAACAAAGUCAACGCUUACGGAAUUAAAUCCACCACCAGAUUACAUUCCAAAUCGUAUUAAAGUCUGGGAGGAAUUAAAAACAAAAUAUCAAAAUUAUGUUGCUGCACAGCCACAAGUUGAUAUCACAAUAACUUUACCCGAUGGAAAAAAACUACCUGGUAAAGCAUGGAAAACAACUCCAAAUGAAAUUGCACAGGGUAUUAGUCAAGGGUUGGCAGCUGCAACUGUUAUUGCGAAAGUCAAUGGUGAAUUAUGGGAUCUUGAUAGACCAUUGGAAAAAGAUUCAUCAUUAGAAUUAAUUAAAUUUGAUGAUGAACAAGGAAAACAAGUAUUUUGGCAUUCAACAGCACAUAUUAUGGGUGAAGCUAUGGAAUUAUGUUAUGGUGGUUGUUUAUGUUAUGGACCACCUAUUGAACAAGGUUUUUAUUAUGAUAUGUAUCUUGAAAAUCGAACGGUAUCGGGUCUUGAUUAUGAUCCAUUGGAAAAAGUUAUGAAACGAAUUGUUAAAGAAGAACAACCAUUUGAACGUUUAGAAAUUUCCAAAGAAGAUUUAUUGCGUUUAUUUGGAUAUAAUCCAUUUAAAGUUCGAAUUCUUAAUGAAAAAGUUCAUACGCCAACGACAACUGUUUAUCGAUGUGGUCCAUUGAUUGAUCUUUGUCGUGGUCCACAUAUUCGCCAUACAGGAAAAGUUAAAGCUCUUGCAAUCACAAAAAAUUCUUCAACAUAUUGGGAAGGCGAUCAAUCACGUGAAACUUUACAACGUAUAUAUGGAAUAUCAUUUCCUGAUGCAAAACAACUUAAAGAGUGGAAACAUCUUCAAGAAGAAGCAGCUAAACGAAAUCAUCGAAAGAUUGGUCUUGAACAAGAUCUUUUCUUUUUUCAUGAACUUAGUCCUGGUUCAUGUUUCUUUCAUCCGAAAGGAACACAUAUUUACAAUAAACUUAUUGAAUUUAUUCGAGGUGAAUAUCGUAAACGUGGUUAUCAAGAAGUUAUUUCACCGAAUAUUUUCAAUGCCAAAUUAUGGAAAGCAUCUGGACAUUGGGAUCAUUAUUCAGAAAAUAUGUUUAAAACAGAAAUCGAAAAAGAAACCUAUGCACUUAAACCAAUGAAUUGUCCAGGACAUUGUGUGAUGUUUGCAUCACGUCUUCGUUCAUGGCGUGAAUUACCAUUACGUAUGGCUGAUUUUGGUGUUUUACAUCGAAAUGAACUUUCAGGAGCAUUAAGUGGUCUUACACGUGUUCGAAGGUUUCAACAAGAUGAUGCACAUAUAUUUUGUACUCAAUCACAAAUAAAAAGUGAAAUAGAAGGUUGUUUAGAUCUUCUAAAACAUGUUUAUGGUAUAUUUGGUUUUACAUUUGAAUUAAAAUUAUCAACGCGACCUUCGAGUUUCUUGGGUGAAAUUGAAACAUGGAAUCGAGCUGAAAGUCAACUUGAAGAAGCUCUUAAUUCAUUUGGUUAUCGAUGGAAAGUUGAUCCUGGUGAUGGUGCUUUUUAUGGGCCAAAAAUUGAUAUUACAAUUCGAGAUGCUUUACAACGAUCUCAUCAAUGUGCAACAAUUCAACUUGAUUUUCAAUUACCUCAACGUUUUCAACUUCAAUAUCAAACAAAUGAACAAGGUGAACUUCAAACGCCAGUUAUUAUUCAUCGAGCUAUAUUAGGUUCAAUUGAACGUAUGAUGGCUGUUCUUACAGAAUCAUUUGGUGGAAAAUGGCCUUUCUGGUUAUCGCCACGUCAAAUGGCAAUUGUACCUGUUUUUCCAUCGUUAGAUUCCUAUGCUCAAGAAAUUCAAAAGAAACUUUGGCUUGCUGGUUUUCAAGUUGAUUGUGAUUUAGAUCCAGGUACGACAUUAAAUAAAAAAAUUCGUCAAAAUCAACUUUCUCAAUACAAUUUUAUUGGCGUUGUUGGUCAAACAGAACAAGCAAAUGGAACAAUUAAUAUUCGUACACGUGAUAAUAAACAACAUGGCGAAUUUUCAAUUGAUGAAGUUAUUAAAAGAUUUAGAGAAUUAGCUGAAACACGUACAAAUCAUGCUGAAGAUGAAUUUGCUGGCCCAUCUGGCGAGAGUAAUGUUGCUGGAGCAACAUCGAAAUUAGAAGCUACAAAUAUUUCUGAAAGUCAUGACGAUUAG